Molecule: messenger RNA, 456 nt
Organism: Mucor velutinosus
Lineage: Eukaryota; Fungi; Mucoromycota; Mucoromycetes; Mucorales; Mucoraceae
Exons: 5
Coding region: 1-456 (151 amino acids)
Cellular component (GO): mitochondrion
Source: RefSeq, a predicted model, not a curated record
AUGUCUUCCCGUUUACUUUCUAAAUCUCGUCUUUUAAAGCAAGCUUCUACUCGCCAAGCUAUUCGCAGCUACGCUUCCGAGUCAAAGCAAGCCGCUCAAACCUUCCCUGAAGAAUCCUUUGGUGGUAAUGCCUGGAGAAAUGGCGCCAUUGCCAUUGUUGCUGGUCUUGUUUGGUACCGUGUUGACCAACACAUUACUCGUUCUGGUGAUGAGAAGCAUCCCUUCACUCGUUGGAUUGAAUACCGUAUGACUUCAGCUGAAAAGAACGAUGAAUUCAAUCAAGCCAAAUUGGCCUCUGCUGAAGCUGCUGCUGAAUACAAAUUGUUUGUUCAAGAUGCUCAACGUGCACCCAUCUACCGUAUGAGAUACCCCGAGGCUUUCGAACGUCAUAGUGCUCGUGGACUCACAGCCGGUACUCAAGUUGAUUUGACUGAUCUCAAGGUUAGAUCUGAUUAG